GUCCUCGACUUACGACCGGUGGGGGGGUCGCGGCAUUAAAAAGGUUGAGAACCACUGAUCUAGUCCAACCCCCCUCCUCCCUAUAGACCCAAGACUUUUUCACUGUGCUUAUCUGCCUUGCUUCAUUCAAGACAUAAUUUUGCUGUUUCGCUCUAGGACAUGGUUUUUCAACCUUGGUGACUUUAGCUCCCCAAAAUCCAGUAUUUCCAGCUAUAAAUCUGAGACAGAAGUCUAUCCAAAACUCUUUGCAGUGAUACUUCUAGAAAAUAAUGUGAAACUGAUAGUCCUGAACUAGUUCAGGCUGUUAGAGGGAAGAAUAGUCCUAGGAGUUACAUUAACUAGAUUGCUUUCUUGGGGCGUGGGAAAAUUUCCUAGCUUUAGUUUCUGGGGGGGUUGUUUCUUCUUCUUCUUUUUUUUUAAGAAUUAAAAAAAAAAAAAACGAACUGAAACUGAGACAUUUUGCGGGCACGGCGUCUUCUGAUACUGCAUUCGAGCCUGCUUCCAGAGUGCAUUCAGGAAGUGACACGCGAUAGAAUGGGUGGGCUUGCUCAUUGCCUGAGAAAAGCUUAGAUUAUUUCUAUCCUUUCUUCCAAUGCAGUAAAUUGACCGCUGUACAAUUAUUCUGAAACAACACUAAUUGGAUGACUCUAAAAGAUGCCGGAGGUCAUUAGUGGAGAUUCUGCCUCAGUGAGCCUCAUUGUUGGUUAGAGAAAUAAUUGAAUGAAAGAGAUGCCUGACCAUCCCACCCAUCGGUAGUUGCUCAUCUGCAUAUCAAGUUAGUCCCUGGGUACAGUAGCUAAAAAAUGUAUUGCAGAGCUGUGAGGACAGAUCACAACUGAUGCCUUAGGGGAGAGAUUACAGGCUGCUAAAUGGAAACUUUAAAAAAAACAGAUACGUGUUUACUUCCAUCUUAAACAGAAUGAGGGGAGGAAAAUAAUGUGGACAAUCAAGGGUUAUAGAGCUUAAAAAAACCUCUCCAUCUUUCUGAGUUAUAUUACAAAUGUCAUCAGCAAAACCUGAAACAUACCCUGGUUUGCCCAGGUGCUCGGUUCCUGGUCCCAUUCCUGGUCAGUUGCUGUAGGUAGAAAACAUGACUCCUGUUUGUCCUAAGUCUCCAAAGUCCACAUUAACAGAAUAACAGAGUUGGAAGGGACCUUGGAGGUCUUCUAGUCCAACCCCCUGCUCAAGCAGGAGAGCUUAUAACAUUUCAGACAAAUGGUUGCCCAGUCUCUUCAUAAAAACCUCCAGUGAUGGAGCACCCACAGUGUCUGGAGGCACCUACAAAACAGCAUAACCCUCAACCCUGAACUACCAUAACUCUCAACAGAAUGUACACCUGCUUAAUUUUCCCAUGUGUGAGUGGUGAUGUUGGUGACCAGUUUCAAAAGUUUGGCUUCAUAGUCACACAGAUGUUUCCGUCAUGUUGUUGAUGUGCUUCUGGACCUGCCUCUGGUUCUCCUUCCCUCCUUCAUCAGAGUAGUUAUCUUGCCUGCUCUGCUCACAGAGGCCUAGAGAGACCUCUGUGACAUCAGAACUUCACAAGGCCGUGCUGAGGAGAACAUCUGUGGACCUCGGACAGGUCUGGACAGCCCAAUGGCCAGAAUGUAACCACCACGCCCUGCCCCAUGAUGUGGCUCGGGCAGGCCUUGGGUGGCCUGCAGAUCUUCCCACCCCCUUUCAUCCUGACGCCUAGAACAUGUCACCCUCCGAAGGUGUAAGUCGCAGGGGAAUGGCUUAAGGAACCGAUGGUGAUGCUCCACUUGGGCUUUCUCUCGGCCUGCUCCGAUUGUGACCAACACGCCGUUCUGUUUACGCUUUGGGUUACCCCAGAUAUGACCGCUUGCGUAUCGUAGACGCCCAAAGGAUCAGCAAGAUGUCAAACUAACCAUUGUCGUAGUCAGGGCCAGUCCAGAAAAUCAUGCAGUCAUCUGGGCACAGGUUGCGUGACGUUGAGCAUCAUCCUCUGCUUGCCGAGAAUGACUGCUACGAUUCACCGUCAUCCGAGUGCGACGCGGGGGAUCGCGUCUGGUUCAUCCGCGACAGCUGCGGGAUGGUCUGUGCACUGAUGACCUGGCUUCUGGUGGUCUACGCCGACUUCGUGGUCACCUUCGUCAUGCUGCUCCCUUCCAAAGACUUCUGGUAUUCCCUGGUCAACGGAGUCCUCUUCAACAGCUUGGCUGUGCUGGCGUUGUCUUCUCACCUAAGAACAAUGCUGACGGAUCCAGGUGCUGUCCCCAAAGGAAAUGCCACAAAGGAAUACAUGGAGAGUUUGCAGCUGAAACCAGGGGAGGUCAUCUACAAAUGCCCCAAGUGUUGCAGCGUGAAGCCAGAACGUGCCCAUCACUGCAGUAUUUGCAAACGAUGCAUUCGGAAGAUGGAUCAUCACUGUCCCUGGGUUAACAACUGUGUGGGGGAAAGGAACCAAAGGUUUUUUGUGCUUUUUACUAUGUACAUUGCUCUGAUUUCAGCUCACGCGCUCAUCCUGUGUGGAUUUCAGUUCUUUUCCUGCGUCCGGAAUCAGUGGAUUGAAUGCAGUAACUUCUCCCCACCCGUGACGGUGAUCCUACUGAUCUUCUUGUGCCUUGAAGGGUUUCUCUUUCUGACCUUCACCGCGGUGAUGUUUGGCACUCAGAUCCAUUCGAUAUGCAACGAUGAAACGGAGAUCGAAAGGCUGAAGAGCGAGAAGCCCACCUGGGAACGCAGACUGUGCUGGGAAGGGAUGAAGUCGGUCUUUGGGGGACAACCGUCCCUGCUGUGGAUAAAUCCUUUCGCUGGAUUCCGAAUCCGGAGGUUCCUGCUCAGAAGCAAGAAGGGAGCGCCUGAAUUUUCGGUCUGAGUCGGCCCAAUCAUGCUGAAACCCACACAAGGAGUGUAUUUUAUUUAUUGGGAGCGAGGCGGGGGGGAAAAGCCGCCAACCUGGGACCAGAGGAGUUGAACAAAAAACAUACCGAACAUUUUGCUUGUAGCAAGCAGAGUUUUAUACCUUUAUAACCUCCUACGUCUCACUCUCUGGAAGUGGACGCUGAAUGUGGCCACGCCUGGCUUUUGUUCCGCCGAACAAACGAAACACCAAGGGGACAGGACCGUUACGCCGAGGAAGUCCAAAUAGCACCUCCACUGCGGUAACAGGAUUUUAGGGGACUGUUUGCCAGAUCUUUUCUUCGUUAGGAGUCUUUUUUUUUUUCUUUGUGACACAUCGACUUCUCCUCUUUUGAAAAGACUGUUCCUGGAGCCAUCGUUGUCAAUCAUGAGACACCGUUGUCAGUCAUGAGACAUGCUGAAAACAGCUAGCCAAACGCAAUCCCCGAAAUGAAAAAUUUCAGGUGGUUUUUUUUUCCCAUGGUGUUUUCUGUUUGCCCCAACAAGCUCGGUUAGGGUGGGUGAUUAUCUUGCAGGGCUUUUGAUUCUCCCACGAGAGAACCCAAAGCUCGCACGGGUGAGGUCCCAAAUCUCCCCCCCCCCCCCCGCCGGAUUGUUCAUUUUUAGGUUCAGAAUCAAAGUACUAAAUAGGGAACAACUAUAAGAACAAGGUACUCGUUCUGUUUGUGGACGCUUGUGUCAAAUGCCUGGGUUUUUGUUCUCACUUUAAGGGAAUGGGUUUUAAAGAAGAAAGAAGCCCUGAGGUCAAAACCUCUUAAAGUCAGCAAACUCAGUUAUCUUUUUCAUGUCAUCAGCACCAGGUGACAUGUCAAGUUAGGCCAGGAGGUUUUUCAAAAAGUUCCCCCGGCUACGGGAAGCAGUGCUAGGAACUUGGGAGACCCGGUUGUUGGAAAAGAAGUCUCUUUUGAAGUUCAGUAGGAGUUAGUUUGGAAGGUCGUCUCUCCGACAUUUCUCAAAGUCCCUUUGUUUUUAAAGAAGCUGCUUUAAACCCACUAAUGGCUGGGGAAUUCUAGGAGCUGAAUGAAGUCCAGGUGUCUUAAAAGUUGCCAAGGUUGAGAAACACUAUAUACUAGAGGUUGAAAAGACGCUGUAUUGAGGAAAUACCCAGGAAAGGCAGGUGGGCGUUUUAACUCCAUGUAGGGUUCAGAUCGGUCAUGAAAUUCCACUUGUUCCCUAAUGGUAAUUUUGCUUAAAUUAUGCUUAAAGUAAAAAAACAAAAAGAUUGCCCCCUCUGCACCUCCUUGUAACCAGAAGAUUCAGUGCAGCUCUUGAGUAUGUAUAUGUAUCCUGAUAUAUAAAAGAAGCUUAUAUAUUUAAUAGCGAUGACGGAGGCAUCGCAUGCUUCUACCCCAUAGUGGGCAUCUACGGGGGCGGCAGGAGGAUACCCAUAUGAUGAAGGUGUCACACAAGUGUUGGCGCUUCACGUACUUAUGCAUCUGAGGUUGAGAUAUAGGUUCACCAGAACUGCAUUUGCACAAUGAGAUGUAUGGAUUAUGGAGGGCUUGGGUGGACACCCCUGAGUCUGGUUGAUCUCUUAGAGAAGAUUUUGAGUUGAGUGAAGUUCUCUGGGUAUAGAUGAAGCAUUUCGGAUUCUGUCAGCAUUUGGAGGGUGGCGCAGUGGCUCAGUGGUUAAAGACACUGGGCUUGAUGGCUGGAAAGUUGGCAGCCCAAGUUUGAGACCCUAGUGCCAUGCGACGGAGUGAGCUCCUGUCCUCACCUCAGCUCCAGUCAACCUAGCAGUUCGAAAGCAUGCAAAUGUGAGUAGAUAAAUAGGUAUCCCUUCGGUGGGAAGGGAACAGCCCUCCGUCAUGUGCUGGUCACAUGACCACAGAAAUGUGUUCGGACAGCUCUGGCUCAACAGCCUUGAAACAGAAAUGGGCACCGCCCCCCUAGACUCGAUAAAGGCUAGUGGAGUAAAAAUCCGGAGGGACUCCUUUUUACUGUAGCAUUGUAGAAGGAGCUAUAUAUAACGGGCUUAGACCAGAGGUAAGCAACCUUGGCUCUUUUAUGACUUGUGGACUUCAACUCCCAGAAUUCUGGGAGUUGAAGUCCACGAGUCAUAAAAGAGCCAAGGUUGCCUAUCCCUGGCUUAGACCAUUCUUCAGAUGAAGGCCAUAAGUUGUGACCCUUCAGACGAAAGGAGCAGGCAUCGGUUCCUGUCACUCAACCCUGGAUAUCUCUUCUUGUGGAUGACCCUCACCUGAAAUCCUGUUUUUCCUCAUUUGCCUGUGGAUUUUGGCAGACAAAAUCGCUGCUUGUUGUAUAGUGCCUUAUCUUUUUUGUGAGUCGGGUUGCAUGUUACAAGACAGGGGUCUGAGAGGAUGCUGCUACUAUUGUGCGGGACUCUCCUAACAUCCCUAUUGGGGCAUGUCAGCAUUUAAAAAUAUACAGAAUUGAUGGAACAGAGGUGAGGAAGAAGAGAGGCAAAACCGCAGGUGUGCCCUUGGGCAUGUUUUUAACAAAAUGUAGGUGUUUCUCUAUUUACAAGCCAAAUCUAGUGUUUCUUCUCCUUUCUGAGAGAACUUAUCUACCAGUAUGUCCACCGUGGUGUUAAGGAGGAAUCCACUCCUCCGUUCUUAAGAGGCAUGUCAGACUAAUAAGCAUAUAAAGCUAUCCAUGAGUAUUUCCCCUGAUAACGGUUGGUACUGCUGAAGAAAUAUUGCCGUGCUGAAGAAAUAUCGAGCAUUUACAGAAUCCAGCCAAGGUGUGCUUCGUACAUCUUAGCAAACUCUUCUCAAUCAUGUAAACAGAAUUUAGGCAGCUCGGUCUUAGUUUGAGGUUAAUCCUGGAGGAAACUGCCAAUGGAAGAAAAUGCAACAUACGACAAAAAAAAAAAUGUGAAAAAAGGAUCAGGUUCAAGAUUUGUGGCAGUUUCAGUUCUACCGUUUGAGAAUUAGGUAUAUUGACCUUUAAGGACCUCAUUCAUAUAGGCCGCUUCUGGUGGGAUUGUCCUUCUGAAACUCAGCAGAUCAUGUUUAAGCAGCCGAUUAUGUCUGUGAUUUAGCAAAUAUGUGUGUGGAAUGGAUGGAAACGAAGUUCCUUGGUUUUCAGAUCCUUGUUCUGUUGUAAUUUUUUUUUAUAAAAAUGUGGAAUAAAGUUAACUGAUUGAAGCUUGGUUGACCAUCACCAGGCAAAUGG
Crotalus tigris (Tiger rattlesnake) is the source of this 6018-nucleotide messenger RNA. It is a transcript of the gene ZDHHC7, whose product is annotated as zinc finger DHHC-type palmitoyltransferase 7. Gene Ontology annotation, molecular function: protein-cysteine S-palmitoyltransferase activity. Lineage: Eukaryota; Metazoa; Chordata; Lepidosauria; Squamata; Viperidae. Gene Ontology annotation, cellular component: endoplasmic reticulum; Golgi apparatus. Bases 1919 to 2836 code for a protein of 305 amino acids. The transcript has 8 exons. Gene Ontology annotation, biological process: protein targeting to membrane; peptidyl-L-cysteine S-palmitoylation. The record is from RefSeq and is a predicted model, not a curated record.